AUGCCUGAUGGUAAGAAUUAUUUCAGCAAAAUAUACAUAUGUUUUGCUUCAGUAAAAGAGGGAUGGAGGGGAGGAUGUAGGAGGAUCAUUAACCUGGAUGGUUGUUUUCUGAAAACUUUUUGUCAAUGGGAGUUGGUUUGUGCUGUGGGUAGAGAUGCUAACAAUGGAAUAUUCCCAAUUGCUUGGGCAGUUGUUUCUGUGGAAAACAAAGAGAAUUGGAAAUGGUUCUUAGAAAGUCUUUCAGAAGAUUUGCAAUGUUGGAAUCAUGGUAACGAUUUGGUUCUAAUUUCGGAUCAACACAAGCGUUUGAUUGAGGCAGUGAAGGAAGUAUUUCCAACAGCUGAACAUAGACAGUGUGCUAGACAUAUCUAUGCGAAUUUUAGAAAGCCAUUUAGUGGAUCCAAGUUUGAAAAUCUGUUUUGGAAAGCGAGCAAGGCAACAACUGAAGCACAAUUUAAUGUAGUCAUGAAAGAGAUUGGAAAAUUAAAUCCGGAAGCAGUUGUGCAUCUUAUGGCUAGAGAUCCAAAGACUUGGUCUUUGGCUUUUUUCAGAGUUCAUAAUUCUUGUGAGUCAGUAGAGAAUGGUUUUUCAGAGAGUUUUAAUAGUGUGAUUUUGGAUGCCCGGAAGAAACCAAUAAUAAGCAUGUUAGAGGACAUUCGUAUAUAUGUGAUGCAAAGGAUGGUGACUAUGAAACUAACCGGACAAGGAUGGAAUGCUUAUUCUGUUUGUCUAAAUAUCAUAAUACGGUUGAAUAUGCUCCAAACUGAGCAAAGGCAUUGGCAUGUCAUUUCUUGUGGUGGGAUGAAGUUUGAGGCAAGGAAGAUGGACGAGGCGUUUAUUGUGGAUGUUGAAAAAAAGGAAUGCAGCUGCAGGCUAUGGCAACUUAAUGGAUAUGGUUGCGUACACUCAGUUGCCACCUUAGCCUACUUAAAUUUGACACCUGAUGGUCCAUAUGUAGAUUCAAUGUACUUGGCUGCAUUAUACCAUAAUACUCACAAACAGCCAAUCCAUGGGAUGAAUGGACAAAAUAUGUGGCCUUCUACUGACUUGAUACCCCCUUUGCCUCCAUUGAAAAGGCGUAUGCCAGGAAGGCCAACCAUAAAGAGAAGAAGAGAUGCUUCUGAACGGAUGGGAAAACAUACCGUCUGCAAGGCAGGGAAGAAAGUUUCUUGCAGCAUAUGCAAGGAGAAAGGACACAACAAGGCUACUUGUAGUAAAGGUGUAAGAACAUCCAAACAAAAUGGAACAAAGAAACAAAAACAGAUACCUACGCAGGAGUCUGUAAACAUUACCAUAGGAGUAGGGGAGGAUGAGGUAAUCGUAGAUGCUACUGAUGCUUUGGAUAGGCCUAGAGAUGAAGAGCGAAUGGUGGGAGUCAAUGGACAGGAUGAAGGGGUGAAUGUCAAUGCUCGAGUUAAGCAUGUUAAACCACCUAAAAUGCGAAAGAAGUCAGAACGAAUCAUUAAACUGAAGCUUGCAAAAAAUGUAGGGGGUGAAGGUAGCAGUGUUGCAACGGCCAUGGAAUUGGAUUAA
Lactuca sativa (garden lettuce) is the source of this 1533-nucleotide messenger RNA. RefSeq lists its product as uncharacterized. Gene Ontology annotation, molecular function: zinc ion binding. Lineage: Eukaryota; Viridiplantae; Streptophyta; Magnoliopsida; Asterales; Asteraceae. The record is from RefSeq and is a predicted model, not a curated record.